AUGGGCAAGUCAAUUCUACUCAUCAACGGCCCCAAUCUCAACCUGCUGGGGCUCAGGGAACCGCACAUCUACGGGCACACCACCCUUGCCGAAGUAGAGUCCAACGCCAAGGCCCAAGCAGAGAGUCUCGGUGCAUCUCUGGAGACAUUCCAGUCGAAUCACGAGGGUGCCAUCAUCGACCGGCUGCAUGCUGCCCGUAGCAAGGUGGAUGUGGUCAUCAUCAACCCCGCCGGCUUCACCCACACAAGCGUCGCCAUCCGCGAUGCCCUCGCUGGCGUCGCCAUCCCAUUCAUUGAGCUGCACAUCAGCAACACCCACACGCGCGAGGCCUUCCGUCACCACAGCUAUUUUAGCGACAAGGCGGUGGCGGUGAUCAUGGGGCUUGGAGUUCAUGGGUAUAAAUAUGCGGUCGACCAUGCCAUACAACAUAUGUGA
Thyridium curvatum is the source of this 435-nucleotide messenger RNA. RefSeq lists its product as uncharacterized. Gene Ontology annotation, biological process: quinate catabolic process. NCBI's taxonomy places the organism in Eukaryota, Fungi, Ascomycota, Sordariomycetes, Thyridiales, Thyridiaceae. Gene Ontology annotation, molecular function: 3-dehydroquinate dehydratase activity. The transcript has a single exon. The coding region runs from base 1 to 435 and encodes 144 amino acids. The record is from RefSeq and is a predicted model, not a curated record.